Molecule: messenger RNA, 3255 nt
Organism: Sardina pilchardus (European sardine)
Lineage: Eukaryota; Metazoa; Chordata; Actinopteri; Clupeiformes; Clupeidae
Product: GTPase IMAP family member 8-like
Exons: 7
Coding region: 137-2467 (776 amino acids)
Molecular function (GO): GTP binding
Source: RefSeq, a predicted model, not a curated record
GCUCCUAAGUUCUUCCUCAUGUCAUGAUGCCUUUCUAGCGCUGGAAGAGGAAAGAAGCACAUAGCUUGCCUGGUACUGUACAUAUCACACAUACCUGUGAGGAGGAUACUGUACCUGACUGCUAAAAAGGAUCACAAUGGGUGACCACUCAGAACUGAAGAUUGUUCUGUUGGGAUGUAGAGGUGCUGGAAAGAGUUCAACAGGAAACACCAUCAUUGGAAAGGAGCAAUUUGAUUUAAAGAGAUCACCUGUGUGUGUUACAAGACAUGGGACGACAGAAACAGGGCGGCGGAUCACAGUGGUAGAGGCCCCUGGCUGGUGGAGCACCUAUCCUGUGAAGAACCUUGCGGUGUUGAGUAAGCAGGAAAUAGAGCUCAGCCCCACUCUGUGUCGCCCUACGGGACCCCAUGCGUUUGUCCUCGUCGUACGGGCAGACACCCCGUUCACAGAGGCACACAGAGUAGCUGUGGAGGAACAUCUCGAUCUUCUCACUUUGGGCGUCUGGUGCUACACUCUUGUGCUGUUCACUUGCGGAGACCAACUGGGGAGCAUCACCAUUGAGCAGCACAUAGAGCAUGAAGGCAAGCCCCUGCAGUGGCUUAUUCGGACAUGUUUUAACAAGUAUCAUGUUUUCAACAACCAGGAAAAGCAGAGUGUCACUCAGGUUGAAAAGCUUGUGGAGCAGAUAGACGAGAUGGUGGCUAGAUACAAGUGGUAUUGCUAUGGACAAAAUGACUGGAAAUUUCAGAGAGAGGAGAGAAGGAGAGAAGAGAGAGGGAAAGAAGAGCGGGAAAGGGCAAUUAAGAAAAGGACAACAGUGUUGGAACAGAGGAGGGAACGGAGUCAGAUUGGUGAUGCACAUGUCAUAUCACAUCUGAGGAUUGUGCUACUUGGCAACAGAGCCGCUGGAAAGAGUUCAACAGGAAACACCAUUCUGGGAAAAGAAGCAUUUGUCUUGAAGAGAUCUGCCCAAUGUGUGAAGAGAGAAGGAGAGGUGUUAGGCAGGCAGGUAACGGUCAUUGAGGCACCAGGCUGGUGGAAGAACUUCUGCGUAGAGCACACACCCGCGUUAAACAAACGGGAGGUUGAGAUUAGCACAUCCAUGUGUUCCCCAGGGCCUCAUGCAUUCCUCUUGAUCAUACGGCUAGAUACUUCUUUCACCGAAAAGCACCGAAGAGUAGCAAAAGAACAUCUAGAACUUCUCGGUGAGAGGUGCUGGGGCCACACAAUGGUGCUGUUCACCUGUGGGGACUGGCUGGGGGACACACCCGUUGAGGAGCACAUUGAAGCUGAGGGCAUGGCUCUCCAGUGGGUGAUUGAGAAAUGUGCCAACAGGUAUCAUGUUGUAGACAAUCAGAAUAGAGGCGACAAUGCUCAAGUCACAGAACUUCUGGAGAAAGUAGAGGACUGGUUUGGAGGACGUGAUGAUCGUUAUGAUGAAAUGGACAUGGACAUUUUAGACUACUGUAAUUCUACUGAAGAAAAUAAUCAGAUGGCUGAAAUGGAACAAAGACAAGAGGCAGCAUUAAAGCCAGAGAUAAGUGUCAGAUUAGUAAGGGCUAAUAGUCCAAUACUCAAGGAGAUGAGGGUGGUCUUGCUUGGACACACUGCCAGUGGAAAGUCCUCAGCCGUAAACACCAUCCUGGGCAGAGAGGAAUCUGACAUGCCCCCAGGGACACCUUGUUGCAUGAAGAGAGUAGGAUACCUGGCAGGGAGACAGAUUACAUUGGUCGACACCCCAGGUUGGUGGAGUAACUCGCUGCUCCAAAACACUUCUAAAUGCACUCAAAGGGAGAUACGGCGUAGCACAUAUCUGUGUCCUCCUGGACCACACGCCGUGCUGCUGGUCAUCCGGGCGGACUGUGCAUUCCAGGAGAGAAGCCGGGUGGCACUGCAGGAGCACCUUGGCCUACUCAGCGUGUGUGUGUGGAGACACGUUAUGGUAUUGUUCACUUAUGGAGACUGGCUGGGGGACACAUCCAUUGACAAGCACAUCGCGAGCGAAGGAGAAGCCUUGAAGUGGGUUGUUGAGAGCUGUGGUAACCGGUACCACGUUCUCAACAACAAGCACAGAGGAGACUCUACCCAGGUGACCGAGCUGCUAGAGAAGAUGGAGGACAUGGUGGAGGCAAAUAAUGGUGGCCAUUAUGAGAUGAUGGGUGAAGAAAAUCACAGUAAUGACUUUGGGCCACCAAAUAUGACGAGAGAACCCCAACCGGGGUUGCCAAUCUGGGAUGCAAAGAUGGACUCAACAAUCGCAAAACGUCGAAAAAUGAAUCAUAGCAUGGAGUUUUGUCCACAAACUAUGCAGGGGGAAGACAACUCUGAUGCUGCCUAUGUGUCUGGGAUUACUCAAUGUCUUCAAGUCAGUGAGUGUGGAAGUGGGCCGUUCUCAUCAGCUUCCACUUUUAAGAGUUCUGGGUUCAGCUCUCUACCCAAAGCCACAGGAGACACAAGAGACACAUGAACGUUAAGCUAAUGCAUCUGUAAUAGUAUGCUUGUCAUUUUAGGGAGAAAUUAGUUGCUGUUCAGAAAGUGAUAAUGAUGAGGUAUUAUAUAUAAUGUCAUACAGCCUGUCAUUUUACUUCAAAUGUGUCAAAGGCUCAGUUACUGGGGUCAAUUCCAAUUCCAUAUCCUUCUUAACUACCCGGAACUCCACUAAUUCAUGUCAUCUUAAAUAUUCUUCUUUUAUAAGAUACCAUACUCUACUGUAGUUAUUGCUGGUGUCUGUCAAGAAAAACAAUAAGUGGUGUGAUCUAUGAACACCCAUCGUAUGGUACACUCAAACGUCCUUGUUUUUUGCCCCAUUUCACCCCUCCCUGGUGAAAUUUGACCAGCUUAAGUAUUUGAUGUCAUCCUAGCAACAUUCUUGACACUAUCCCCUGGCAAAAUCCUGGAUACCAUCCUCCCAAAAUCUUAUAUCUUGAAUGGUAUCAGAAUCAUGAUGAUGAGUUUCCCCAGAUUGCAACACACACACACACACACACACACACACACACACACACACACACACACACACACACACACACACACACACACACACACACACGUGUACUGUAUACUGUUUAUAAAGAUAGAUAUAGAUAAAUAUAUUAUAUUAUAUUAUAUAGAAAGCGUGUCUUGUUUUUUAUUUUACUUUGUAACAAUAUAUUUUCUAAAUAUGUACACAGUCAUAGUCCAGGAUGCUUUCCUAAUCAUGUUCCAAAAGGAAGGCCCAGUUUGAUCAAGUACAUUUUAUAAUGUUGAUUUCAACAA